Messenger RNA from Emiliania huxleyi CCMP1516, 624 nucleotides. RefSeq lists its product as hypothetical. Gene Ontology annotation, molecular function: ATP hydrolysis activity; ATP binding. NCBI's taxonomy places the organism in Eukaryota, Haptophyta, Isochrysidales, Noelaerhabdaceae. The transcript is spliced from 2 exons. The annotation marks the transcript as partial. The record is from RefSeq and is a predicted model, not a curated record.
UCGCUGCAGUCGUCCGAGCUGGUUUGCAUCAUGGGUCCGAGCGGAGCGGGCAAGACCACGCUCCUGUCCGCUCUCUUUGGCGACAAGGACCUAGCACAAGGCACCGUGCAUCUUCGCGGCGAGCCUCUCUUCAGAAACAAGAGGCGCUCCUCGCGCCGGCGACACGUCGCCUCCGAGAUGGGCUAUGUCCGCCAGAGAGACAUCUUCAUCGAGGCGCUGACCGUCAAGGAGACGCUGCUCUUCACCGCUCGCCUGCGCAGAGGCGUAGCGGCGCGAGUAGCCGCUGUGGUUCACGACAUGGGCUUGCAGCAGACGCUCGACACCACCAUCGGGUCUACGAUGAGGCGCGGCAUCUCGGGCGGGGAGCUGAAGCGUGUCAACAUUGCGGCAGAGCUGCUGGGCAUGCCCAAGGUGCUGCUGCUCGACGAUCCGACCUCCGGGCUCGACUCCACCUUUGCGCUGCUGGUGAUGGCGAAGCUGAGAUCGUACGCCGCCGCGCACGGCGUCGGCUGCCUCUGCACUCUGCAUCAGCCGUCGCUCCAGAUCCUCGAGCUGGUGGAUCGGGUGGUGCUCAUGGCGCCCGGCGGCGCGACCGUCUUCUCGGGCGGCCCGGCCUCCCUCGCG